This is a messenger RNA of Paramuricea clavata, 1911 nucleotides long. Lineage: Eukaryota; Metazoa; Cnidaria; Anthozoa; Malacalcyonacea; Plexauridae. The record is from the annotation of a GenBank genome assembly.
AUGUCGAAUAGACCGCAAACAUUGAAGACAAUUGGUUCUGUUUCAUUCAUCGUGGAGAAAUCUCUGACUGUUGUACUUAUGUUUCUUAUCAAUUUCUUACCAAGGUAAUCAUUGCUCAAUAACGAUAAACUUUGGCUUAUAUCAAUUAAUAUUCCAACCUUACAUUUUCUAUUGAAAAAUAACUGGGUUAAGCCUUGUCUGCAAUUAGAUAUUAUUUCUAUCGUGUGGUUAUUAAUACUCAUCGCUCUCUUCUUGGCAACGCAAGCGGCAUUUAAUUAAAAUCCUCAAAAUAAUCGACAUUUAUCACAAAAAUCAGUACAGCUUCUUUGCCGCAAUAUCGCUUGGUUUCUUUUGGCUUUUCUCUUCUUAACAUAUACUCGGCAGGUGGAUAGUGCUUUUCCCGCAAUCCGCUUGGUUGCGCGCAGCUCCGUAUAUCGUUUCACUAUUCACUUCUGGACCAAAACAAAAUGUCUUUCCGUUUUGUUGAAGUUACAGAAGAGGACAUUUUUGUACCAAGCCAAGCCACGGUUCCGCUAAACACAAAGGAAGCCAAGCAGAAAGAUUAGUUUAACGAUGUGUUGGGAGUAUUAUACGAUUACUAAAAGGUUGUAUAAAUAGUGUUUUGUUUACAACUAUUACGGAAGCUGUAAUACACAAUGUUUUAAUUUAAAAUGUGUUUUGUUGUCUAUUAGUCAUAUUUGUUUUGUUAUGGUGUAUGGUAAAACAAAUAUUCACCUAGUUUAGUGUCUGAAUAGUGCAAGGAUAUCUUUCUAAUAUUCUUGCAUUAUUCAAAACCACAUCCGUGAAAAAUUGUUGUAAAUUAACAUAUAAUAUACUGUUUGAUGCAAAUAUUUUCCCUUUACCUACCCUAUUUCAUCUCAUGAGUCAGUACUAUUCAUCGUAUCUAAUCCCAAUGGAUUCAGUUGUUUUUCAUUAAUUUACUACCAUUCAAUAUAUUGCGAAGCCCUUCAUUCCAUGAUAUGACCUAAAAUUAAUAUGAAUUUUGUUAUCUUAAUUAACCUGCAUGAUACAAAUCGCCGGCGCAAUAUAUAUGUUCGCGGUCUGUAUUUAUUGAAAAAAUCGGAUGGGGCAAAAUAAUUGUAACAUUUCUAACAUAAACGAGGGAUCCCUUCCGUAAGUUUCGCGUGGUGUAAACAUAGUCUGGCGUUAUAGUAGUGGAAAAUGCUGAUAAACGUUAAUGUAUCGCUUUUUUAUUAGAAGCUUAGCCAAGAGUCAUACGUAUUCAACUUGGUUAUAACGGUCUAAAUGUAGGAAUUUAUUAUUUCAAUAUGAAAGAAAUACAUAAUAUCCAAGAGAGUUUCCUAAUGAGUAAUACAUAUUACACUGAAAAGGUGUAAAUUAACACUAAAAUCAGUGUUAGCUGACACCUUUUCGGUGUCCCCACAGAGGCAAGAAUUUAUACCGAUUUUGGUGUUGUGGCAACACUCCCAGAUUUACAGUGUAUGAAAUGAAUAAUACUUUGAUCAUUAUUUUUUUCUCAGAUUUUGGAAUAGAGGAGAACCAAGCCUCAAACGUUGGGGAUAUAAAGCAUCUCUGGCAACGUAUGUCCUUCAGAACUCUCUGAUUGCUUUGAUUGGCUCAACAACUGCUGCAUACAAAGUUUUAACCAUUCCAGAACCCGAACCAAAGGCGAACGAAUUAAAACUACCUGGAGCGAAGUCGGUUGUGGAUUUAAUGUUGUUGAUAACUAAUUACGGAUUUCGUUAUUUUGUUGCAGAAUUUUUCUUGACUAAACUUUUUGAUAAAGAGUUGGAUAUAUUGGGUGGGAAGACUAUUGAGGAAAGUAUGGGUGUACAGAUCCUAGAAGGACCGGAACAUGAUGAUCAUGGUAGUGCAUCGCAUAGAAUGAAUGUAACCCCAACACAAGAAUUGGAUGGAGCAAAGGCUUAA